Messenger RNA from Xiphias gladius (swordfish), 1320 nucleotides. It is a transcript of the gene ppa1b, whose product is annotated as inorganic pyrophosphatase 1b. The coding region runs from base 100 to 972 and encodes 290 amino acids. The transcript is spliced from 11 exons. Gene Ontology annotation, biological process: phosphate-containing compound metabolic process. The record is from RefSeq and is a predicted model, not a curated record. Lineage: Eukaryota; Metazoa; Chordata; Actinopteri; Istiophoriformes; Xiphiidae. Gene Ontology annotation, cellular component: cytoplasm. Gene Ontology annotation, molecular function: inorganic diphosphate phosphatase activity; magnesium ion binding.
AUCCCUCUCUUUCUGCAACCUACCCACCACCCGGCGCAGACGUUGCCUUCCGCCGCCAUCCUCCAUCCAAGACAGCGAGCUGCAAACCCGCAGGUAAACAUGAGCUUCACAGUGGAAGAGAGAGGAGCCCCCAACUCCCUGAGCUACCGCCUGUUCUUCAAAAAUGCAGACGGAAAGUACAUCUCACCAUUCCAUGACAUAUCCAUAUUUGCUGAUGAGAGUCAGAACAUCUUUCACAUGGUUGUUGAAGUACCAAGGUGGACAAAUGCAAAGAUGGAGAUUGCUACAAAAGACCUCUUAAACCCAAUAAAGCAAGAUGUUAAGAAGGGCAAGUUGCGGUAUGUUGCCAAUGUUUUUCCACAUAAAGGCUACAUAUGGAACUAUGGAGCCAUUCCUCAGACAUGGGAAGAUCCGGCACACAAAGAUGGAGACACUGGCUGCUGUGGUGACAAUGACCCCAUCGAUGUCUGUGAAAUCGGCAGCAAGGUGUGCUCCCGUGGGGAGGUAAUCAAAGUGAAGGUGCUCGGGAUCCUAGCCAUGAUCGAUGAGGGUGAGACUGAUUGGAAAGUGAUUGCAAUCAAUGUAGAGGACCCCGAAGCCAACAACUUGAACAACAUCAGUGAUGUCCAGCGCCUGAAACCUGGCUACCUGGAGGCAACGGUCGACUGGUUCAGGAGGUACAAAGUGCCAGAUGGGAAAUCAGAGAACCGGUUUGCUUUCAAUGAGGAGUUGAAAGAUAAGGACUUUGCCAUUGACGUAAUCAAGAGCACUCACAACUUCUGGAAAGCCCUUAUUUCCCAACAGACCAAUGCUGGUGAACUGAACUGCAAAAACACGUGUGUCUCGGCUAGCGACAGCUCUUACUGCUGCUCAGCGGAUGAGGCUAAAGCUGUUGUUGAAACAUGUCCUUGUGGAAAAGAGGAACCUAUCCCCUCAUCAGUGGAUAAAUGGUUCUACUAUGAGAGGAAGUAAUCCAGGAGCUUUUUGGAUUGGAGCAGAGUGAAAGGCUCAUCUCUUAUAGGAUUUCUUGAAGAUGGUUUUAUAUUAGGAACAAGUGGGAUGGCAGGAUGGGAUAUGAAUUCUUGGGUCUGGGUUGGCGGUUUUCCUGUAGAUGGCGAGAUAAUGGUUAGAUUCUGUAGAGAAAGCGAGUAGUCGAAAAAUUACUAAUGUGUUGACCAAUGAAUUUUCACUUAUUUAACAAAGAUCUCUUUGGAGAUGUGCUGUCAUGAACAAAACUACAGGUGCUGUGCUUAGUAGGUACUUGUGCCCUGUAAUGAGACUUGAAAUGCUUUAAUAAAGCUUAUCUGGUUAAAUUAUCAA